CCAGAGUGACUGCUGCAGCUGUCUCCGGGCGGCCACUCGCUUGCAUCAGGACAAGAGGGAGGGGGAGACAAGGAGGCUUGCGAUCCCAAGGGCUCCUGCAGCGUCUUCCAUCCCACUCAUGUCCCUUCCUUAAGGAAAGAGAAGGAGAAAGAAGGACGAACCGGUGCUCCUGCCUAACAGAUCAGAAAGAAAUGCUGAAAUUAAGCAAAGCUCCCUUUUGACUUGGAUAUUUAUCAUGGGCAUCCAGAAUUCUAAAAUAGACUCCUGCCCUCUUUCCACUUUUCCAAGGAGGAAGAGCACGGAUUCUAAACAAGAGGCCAAACACUCUGAGGAUAUUAAAGGGAGUCGUAGUGACAAGGACCUGAACAAACUAAAAGAAGAGGAAGAAAAGGAGGAGGAGGAGGAGGAAGAGGAGAGAGCAGAAGAGCUACCUAAAGACGACUUGGAAGAAGAGAUAUUCUUUAAGUUUGUGAUUCUGCAUGCUGAAGAUGAUACCUGUGAAGCCCUCAGAGUCCAAGGGAUGCUGCAAAAUCAAUUUGGCAUUAAACCCGGAAUAAUCUACGCUGAAAUGCCAUGUGGCAGACAGCACUUACAGAAUUUAGACGAUGCCGUAAACGGGUCUGCGUGGACCAUUUUUUUAUUGACUGAAAACUUUUUAAGGGAUACUUGGUGCAAUUUCCAGUUCUACACAUCCCUAAUGAACUCCAUUAAUAAACAACAUAAAUACAAUUCUGUCAUACCAAUGAGGCCGUUAAAUAAUCCUCUGCCCCGGGAUAGGACUCCAUUUGCCUUACAGACUAUCAAUGCUCUGGAAGAAGAAAGUUGUGGCUUUCGUAAACAAGUAGAAAAAAUUUUCCAGGACUCUGUGUAUGAGAAACAAAAAGCCAUAUGGAAAGAUUCAAAAAACAUGGUAGAUACUUAGAAAAGUAAGAAGAGUAGGACAUUUUAGGGAAUGAAACAAAACAAAAUUACAUAAUUGGGGGCGGGGAUGAUAAAGUGAUGUUGUCAUUUUAUAACAUCUUCCAGAAAAGUUAAAAUAAAAUUUCUAAGAAAGUAGAAAUAAGAAUGAUAUUUUUUUUCUGGGAAAAGGCAUUGGCACUGAAAACCUAUGGAAUUAGAAUGCUUCUCUAAACAAGCACUAACCAUUUUGAUUAUUCUGUUUCCGGGAAUGGGUCUAAUGUUUUUCCCCUUGAUUUAAGGAUGUGACAAAGGAUGUACUUUUAACUAACUUUUGGCAUUCCUUGUUUUAUCCUCUUCCUUGAUGGGUGUUCUCCUUUGAUUCAGUGUAGUGUAGUAGAAAGUAUGCCAGCUUUAGAGUCAGAAGACCUUGGUUUAUAUCUCAGGCCUGACAUUUAAUUUGUGUGUGAUAGCCUCUCUGCCUUAAUUUCCUCAUCUGUAAAAUGAGGGAGUUGAACUAGUUGGCUUCUACAGUCCCUUCCAACUCUCUAUC
This is a messenger RNA of Vombatus ursinus (common wombat), 1450 nucleotides long. It is a transcript of the gene TICAM2, whose product is annotated as toll like receptor adaptor molecule 2. The transcript has 2 exons. The record is from RefSeq and is a predicted model, not a curated record. The coding region runs from base 236 to 922 and encodes 228 amino acids. Lineage: Eukaryota; Metazoa; Chordata; Mammalia; Diprotodontia; Vombatidae. Gene Ontology annotation, molecular function: protein kinase binding. Gene Ontology annotation, biological process: TRIF-dependent toll-like receptor signaling pathway; response to exogenous dsRNA; positive regulation of natural killer cell activation.